AUAUCUUGAUAGAUUGUAUGUUACAACUGAAAUGGAUACUUCAAUGGAGAAUGAGCAACAUGUAUAUCCUGAUAGACUGCAUAUUACAACUGAAGGGAAUGAUUCAAUGAAGAAUGAGCAAAAUGGAUAUCUUGAUAGAUUGUAUGUUACAACUGAAGGUAAUGAUUCAAUGGAGAAUAAGCAACAAGGAUAUCCUGAUAGACUGCACAAAUCAAUAGAAAGUAAACCCAAUUCUCCUCAAUUGAACAUGAACCUUAAUAAUUCUUUCAUUCUAAAUAAUCAGACUAGUAUCAUUACAACACUGCACUUUCAGGAUGUUACAUUUGUUGAUGAUGCUGGGACAACUUCAGAAAAUAAUUUCAGCACUUCAGAAAAUGAUGAUAUGAUAACUUCAGAAAUGAGCAUUGCUUCAUUUGAUGACAGUAUAGCAGCUACAACAUUGAAACUUCAUGAUGUUACAGAUUCACAUGUAGGUGUUACACUUUCACAUUAUGGUGCUACAUCAGACACUGGAAAAAAUGUAACUGAUAUUCAAAUUCAUGGCGCAAUUAAUGUAACAAGUCCCCCAAAUAUUAAUGAAUCUAGCUCAGUUCUAUUGUCUGCACAUGGAAACUGUUCUAUCAAAUUUAAAGGGAUUGAUUUACAACUACAACUGAGCUAUGCAUAUUUCUGCACAGAAACAUUUUCAACAGUUUAUAUUUAUCCUGCUGUUAGUAUUCUUGGUUUGAUCAUAGUUAGUGGGUUAAUAGGAAAUUCUUUGAUCCUUAUUUCAACAGGCCUUGAUCGCAACUGCAGAAAACCAAAACUGUUUUCCCUGAUAAGCAUCUCAGUAGCAGACUUUUAUAUCUCUGUUAUUCACACAACUUUUGCUCUGGUAUUGGUUCUUACGUCAUCAGAGUUCAACCAGCAAGUAACCCAAUCUCUUAUUUAUCGGAUCGACUUCUCAUUGUCUCAAAUGUUUUUCUCUGUUAUUUGUCUUAGUCAUAUUAUAUUCAGCAUCUCCCAUUGUUGCAACAUUACCAUAAAACGUAAGCGCUAUGAAAAGAUUUUUCAAUCGUCAACAAUAUCCGCUGUGACAUGCUGUAUGUGUUUCUUCUUCAGUGUGCUUAGCAUCGCAGGGGAAUUCUACAAGCCAUUCAGUUUUCUCCAAGAUAUCAUCAUCAUCAUCUUUUAUUUGCUACUUCAGAUUAUCAUUGUAAUAUGUGUGCUGAGGGUAUAUUUCUAUGUUAAAAAUCUUGGUGACAAUUUGAGGCAAAUUUCUAAUACAUCAACACAAUCUUCAGAUUCAAUAAGGAAAAAAAUUUCAUCUGAUACGAUAAAUAACAUGGUAAUAUCAAUCAUGCUUUUCGCUCUUACUACAACUCCUCUUGUAAUCAUGGUAGCCGCAGAUAUCCAAUCACAUGACCUCAGGCUCAUCUUUCAUUUAUUAGGUAUCUUAAAAUCUGCAUUGUGGCCAGUUAUUUUCACAUCAAGACUGCCAAUGUUUAAUUUUGCAAUACGAGCCAUUUUGACAUUAAGACUGCCUAGUGUAAAACGAAAUACUUUGGCAAAAAAGCAUAGAAUAGAAAAGCUAAAGCAUUAUUAUGCAGAGAUACUGUGUUUCCCACAGUUACAUAUGAAACAAUUAAUGAAGGGUCCAAAACCUGGUGAAACUAAGGUAAUUUGGAAAAAACAAAAUGAAGCCUCAUUCGGCAGAUCAAUUGAGGCAGAAAGCUCUGGAUAUCAACCUGUAAUGGUGAACAGAAUGAAUGUUAGACGUGGAAUUGAUAUGUUCAAUGAUAUUGAAAUAGACAGUGGUAUUUAUAAGAAUAAUUUCAAUAUCGUACAUAAUGGUACAGAUUCAACCACUGGAACUACUGAUGUGAAGAGUGGUGUUGGAGCAAACAAUUGUAUUAAUGUUCAACAUCUUGUUGAUGUGCACAAUGGUAUUGAUAAUAACCAAAUUGGUAAUGAUGUUGAUAAUCGUAUCACUACGCACAAUGGGGAAAAUAUUUCACACAAAAAUAGGGAAACUGUUUCACACAAGAAUGGGGACACUGUUUCACAUGAGCGUGUAGAGACUUUUUCACCCAAGAAUGGGGAAACUGUUUCACACAAGAAUGGGAAAACUGUUUCACAUGAGCGUGUGGAGACUUUUUCACAUGAGAAUGGGGAAACUGUUUCACACAAGAAUGGGGAAAUUGUUUCACACAAGAAUGGAGAAACUGUUCCACAUGAGAGUGGGGAAAUUGAUGUUGAAAUAAAAACAGGAGAUAUUCAAAUAGAUUGUGGAAAUAAUGUAACAGAAGUAAAUUCUAUAAUGACUAUAACAAGAUUGUAAUUGUGUAGUGAAGACAAUGAGGAUGUGUUGUUGCCAAUUCAAAUAUACUGCUGGAAAUACCUAAAUAAUAUUGUUUUACUUUUUUUUACAGAUGAAAGAAUCAACUUUUUUCAGAGACAUCUCCUAAUGAGGUGAAUAAAAUGUUUCAGAACUUUAUUAUUUAUUAUCAUGAAUGUACAGAUUGGUAACAAUUGCUUGAUAAUACAUUGAAAAAAUAUAUCUCUAUGAAUCAUAAUGUUUGUUACACUUCAUCACCCUUGCCUAAUGCAGGGAUUGUCUAAAAAUGAUUUUUAAAAAAUGUCAGCUCAUUUUUUCACAAAUGAG
Molecule: messenger RNA, 2644 nt
Organism: Owenia fusiformis
Lineage: Eukaryota; Metazoa; Annelida; Polychaeta; Sabellida; Oweniidae
Source: the annotation of a GenBank genome assembly